Triticum turgidum subsp. durum (durum wheat) is the source of this 942-nucleotide messenger RNA. NCBI's taxonomy places the organism in Eukaryota, Viridiplantae, Streptophyta, Magnoliopsida, Poales, Poaceae. The record is from the annotation of a GenBank genome assembly.
AUGGAGCGCGUGAGAAGGGCUUCGCAUGCCGGCUCCUGUCUGCUGGAUUCCGCCCGCCCCUCUCUUCCGGGGGAGAACGAGAGAGAGAGAGAGAAAGCCAGCAAGCUGGAAGAGGAACUUGAUGGUUGGCUUUCGGCAGCUGCUCUCACGAAGUCACCUGAUGUUAGGGCCGUAAUUGCACCCCAUGCUGGCUAUUCGUACUCAGGGCGAUGUGCAGCUUAUGCUUUUGGCAACAUUGAUCCAACUAACAUUUCUCGGGUGUUUCUGCUCGGCCCAUCUCAUCACUACUAUACUCCAAAAUGUGCUCUGUCAAGAGCUACUGUUUAUAGCACCCCGAUUGGGGAUUUACCAGUAGACCUGGAAGUUAUCGAGGAACUCAAAGCUACCGGAAAAUUUGAAUUUAUGGACCUUAAUGUCGAUGAGGCUGAACAUAGCAUGGAAAUGCAUUUGCCUUACCUUUCUAAAGUAUUUCAGGGACAUAAUGUAAAAGUUGUACCUAUCCUUGUUGGUGCUGUCAACUCCCAAAAUGAAGCCAUUUAUGGGCAGUUGCUUGCAAAAUAUGUGGAUGAUCCAAAGAACUUUUUUUCUGUCUCCUCAGACUUUUGCCACUGGGGAUCUCGGUUUAGUUAUACAUACUAUGACAAGAAGCAUGGUGCCAUUCACAAAUCAAUCGAGGCGUUGGACCGGUUGGGCAUGGAGAUCAUAGAGACUGGUGACCCCGACGCGUUCAAACAGUAUCUCGAGGAGUACGAGAACACCAUAUGUGGACGCCAUCCCAUCAGCGUCCUUCUUCAUAUGUUGAAACACUGCUCGACGAAGAUUAAGGUCGGGUUUGUUCGCUAUGAGCAGUCGAGCCAGUGCAAGAGCACGAGGGACAGCAGUGUCAGCUACGCAUCUGCUGCGGCCAAGGUGGACAGUCCUGGAGAAGAAGGUAAAGAUUGA